CAGGAGAUAAAGAUCCUUUUUUUAUGUGCGGAUUCUUUCAGAACACCAAGACCUCCCACCAAUUUGUAGACGCUAGUCGUAGAGUAACAAUAAAUGCCCCAAGGCACGAUACACAGAUAAAGUGUGAGCUGAGUGAACAUAAGGUCUCAAGCUCUUGCAGUCUUAAUAACUUUCUGGUUGAACAACUACAUCUACAAGGGAAAGGGUCAGCCUUCUGAAGUGUGAAAACUCAUUUUGAGAUUUUUUUUCGAAGAAAGUAAUGUCUAAAUUGAUGAAGAUCAAUAAAAUGCUCUUCAUCUUUUUAGAAGGUACAAUUAGGCUGAACUACCUCAAGGCUACUUGACCACGUAGCUUAAGAGGGCGCCUGACAUGACAUGACCAAAUGGGACGAAUCUUCAGAUCGUCUGGGCGAUCGCGAUGCAUCAGUAGCCGUUCGUGCGCGUCGCGCACCGCUGCUAAAGUCGCAUUCGGCACGGCGGUUGGUGUGUCUGCGGUUUCGUUCAAUACCACUGGUGAGGUUACAACGAAAAGGGCGAGACUCCAAGAUGAAGCUGAAGUCGCGAGCAUGGUCCAGAGCUUCGACAAAGCUGCCUACAUAUCCAAGCAUGGGGAAGAUCAAGUGAGGACUCACCUGAAAGCUCAUAAGAAAGAAGAGCCAGUCGACGAACGUGACUUCGAUGCGCAACUGGCAGCCACGAUACUUGAGCGAUUUGGUCAAGCGCGUAACCGCAUAGAAGAAGUAGUAAGAGCGUUUGGCCCUCGCAUGGAAUCGAAGACAAGCACAGAGGAACACAUGAAAGCCCUUUUCACUGCAAAGGAACACAUGAAAGCCCUUCUCACUGUUGUUAAGAGCUUUCGCGGUGAACUCAAGAAGAAGAUUGCUCGGGAAAGAGAAAAAAAGGAGAACGCGGAAAACACAAAAGCGCGUCUAAUCCGUGAUAAUAUAGUUGUAAGUGAAGCAGGAGUUCUUGCAGGAGGGACCAGCAGCCUGGACUUGGAGUCGCAAAAGCUCGUGAAAGUGCAGGACAUCAAGGUAGAAAUUAAGAAACUCGGAGUCGGAAGCGAAAUUCUCAAGCUUCAUAAUGUGCUUGUGAAGGUAAAUAUUCGCAUUGAGGAACUGUCCAACGAUACCGCCAAUUUGCGACGUCUUCUAAAUAGAUCUAGACGUCGUAGACGUGGAUCAUAGAUUCAAAUAUCUUUGGGAUGGAAGGGGAUGAGG
Amoebophrya sp. A25 is the source of this 1219-nucleotide messenger RNA. NCBI's taxonomy places the organism in Eukaryota, Dinophyceae, Syndiniales, Amoebophryaceae. The record is from the annotation of a GenBank genome assembly.